AAUAAAUUCAGUGGUCAAUUUCGAUAAGGGACUGUGUGUGCAGAAGCAGUUAAGUUAGAUUGACCAUCAACAGCCCCAUAUCUCACCCACACGACUACCCACCACCCUCUGCAUUCCCAAGCUCUCAAUCUCACAAAUCCAUGGCUUCUCACGAAACUUCCUCAUCCAUCGACCCCAACCGUAGAAACCAUCCCGCCGCCGCCGCCUCCGUCGUCACUCUCGCCGCUGUCUCUCCCAACCCAACAUCACCAAAACUAGAUCCCAUAACCCCUUUGUCGGACUCAGACAAGUUGUCAAAAUCACAUCCACCUUCCCCCAAAAUGGUCGGCCCCAGAACAGUGCAAAUGGUAGCCAAAAAACCCAACGAAGCCCCUCAGGAACACUCUACCACAGAGAAAUUCAACGACUCUGAAGAGAAAUUCGAACGCAUGAUCAACUGUAUCACAGCCAAAGAAAGGGAAAUGAAGCAGCUCCUAAAGGAACACGAACAUCUCACUCGCAGGCUCUCUGUUUCUCUUUCUUCAUCACGGAGUGGAAGAAGAAGAAGAUCAAUCUGUGGCUCACAGAUUGAAUUAGCAGACGUGUUUGCUAACAACGGUGUCAAAGUGGUUUCAGCCGAUAUGCCGCCGUUUAUGCAGAUCCACGCCGUAGAUUGCGCUAGAAAAGCCCACGAUAGUAUGGAAAAGUUCACUUCCAAAUCCCUUGCAUUGACUCUCAAGAAGGAAUUCGAUGGGGUUUACGGGCCGGCAUGGCAUUGUAUUGUGGGGAAGAGUUUUGGGUCAUUUGUGACACACUCAGUGGGUGGAUUUCUGUACUUCUCCAUGGCUCAAAAGCUUUACAUUCUGCUCUUCAAAACCACUGUACAAAGAGCCAAUUAGAAACACUCAAUCGCUGAUCAUGUUUAGGCAGAGCAACAACUCUGUUCUUUUCUUGUUUCAACUCUGUUUAGUUAUGAUUUCGCCAUUGAUGUUCAUAAUCGAAUUGAAGGUGAUGGGUAUGGCGAUAAUGGUGAAUGGUGUGGAGUGGUAGCUGCAGUAAAUGCAGAUUGAGAUUUGAGUAUUGAGAUACAUUUACAGACGAUAAUGAUUGCAGAGUCGAAGGCCCACAUCAUUCAUUUUCUGGGUUUGGAUUUAUACUCUGUUCUUCAAUGUUCGGACGUAAGGAUGUGCAGAUGAUAAGAUUUCUUUUUCCUUUUUCUGGGGAUAUUUGUUCAAUCCUUAUUUACCACCAUGUAAUGGCUCCGAUAUUUAUACGGACUCAUAACGAGUGUCGAAUCUAAAUUUCAAAUUCUAA
Cucurbita pepo subsp. pepo (vegetable marrow) is the source of this 1293-nucleotide messenger RNA. RefSeq lists its product as uncharacterized. Gene Ontology annotation, cellular component: cytoplasmic dynein complex. The record is from RefSeq and is a predicted model, not a curated record. NCBI's taxonomy places the organism in Eukaryota, Viridiplantae, Streptophyta, Magnoliopsida, Cucurbitales, Cucurbitaceae. Gene Ontology annotation, molecular function: dynein intermediate chain binding. Gene Ontology annotation, biological process: microtubule-based process.